AUGCCCUCCUCUUCCAUCCGCAACGUGGAUGUUCCCAAAAAGGGGAAAUCGAUAAAGUCGGCUUUCGACAGCGAGAGUUUCGAUGCUGAUGGAACAAUCCAUCUGGAUGGCCUCGUGGGAUCUGCAACCAUCUCGCCCUCGGGCAGAGACGUUGCUCUUGCAUCACCCGAAGGCCUCGCCAUCAUAGAUCUGGACUCUCCAUAUAGCCCUCCUCGCAGGCUGAGCAGCCAUGGGCUCCCUUGGCUCGUGGUCGACGUACAGUGGUCGCCCUUUGCAGCGCGGGACUACUGGGUUGCAUCCACAGCGAACCAUCGCUGUCUCGUCUGGAAUCUCAAUAAGCGGGACGACUCGUCCUCUGGCGCCAUCGAGCAUUCUCUUCAAGCCCACAAUAGGGCCAUCACCGACAUCAACUUCUCCGCACACCACCCAGAUUUCCUGGCAACCUGCUCCGUUGACGGAUAUGUGUAUUGCUGGGACCUGCGGAGGCCACGGCAGCCUGUACUCGGCUUUUGCGAUUGGUUUGCGGGCGCUACGCAGGUCAAGUACAAUCGCCAGGAUCCUCACGUUCUAGCCUCAGCCCACGAUCGCUGGCUUCACAUAUGGGACAACAGGCGGGCUGCAGAGCCCCUCAAAACAAUCAGCGCCCAUACAUCCAAAAUCUACGGCCUUGAUUGGAACCGGACGAAAUCCACCUGCUUGGUUACUUGUUCCUUGGACAAAAGUAUCAAGUUUUGGGACUACGGCCAGGACGAUGAUAGGCCCCAGAGAGUCAUUCGCACCGACUUCCCUGUGUGGCGAGCUCGCCAUACUCCUUUUGGUUCAGGGCUCCUUGCAAUGCCCCAGACGGAACCAGGCAACCUGUACCUCUACGAUCAGCGGCUCGGACCCAACGCCCCGACAGACGGCCCCGUUGACCCCGUGGCCGUUUUCCCGGGUCAUGGAAACCACAAGGCGAAAGAAUUUCUUUGGCGAAGCCGUGGCGGCGUGACCAACGACGGUCUAGACAACCGCGAGUUUCAGUUGGUCUCUUGGGGCGAAGACAACGAGCUGCGCCUUCAUAAGGUCGAACCCCGUAUUUUGGAGUCAGUGGGCCACGUUCGGGGAGCGCCGGUGAUGAAGAACCUUUUACUCACCCGAAAAGGUGCCAUUUACAAAACCUUCCGCACCGUCGAUGACACCGUCCACCAUGAUCGCAGGAGCCCGACAAUGAGCGAUCCCCGCCCCGGAAGUGGUGGGCAAUCCCGCAUGAGCGCCCUCAGUGCUGGAUUGAAUUCACGCCUUCGUCGUGUGGGUCCAUCCUGGAGUGCAACUUCCAUGAAAGCCAAGACGGAUACCAGAAAGCAUAUGGACAAGACUCAGCUACAAAUAGGGUGGAUGAAGGGCAUCAACAUGUCCAAAAGGAAGUCGAGCGCGGAUCCCCCCGCCCGAACAGGUCCGGAGGGCUCAGGUUUGUUCAGCCCUGGGUUUGAUGAUGGGUGGGGUGAACAGCCCGAGGCGAUCCAGGAUGAGUUCCUCCGCAUCAGCAGUCAACUUCCCAACGUGAAAUGGGAAAACAUUGACAUGGACUCCCUCACUCUGAAUGCCUCCUUGAAAGGCCCAUGGGGCGUCAACCGAGAAACCAUAUUCAUCAAGGUAAAAGUGGAUAUUCCUACCAGCUAUCCCAAGACAAAAGCACCGAGAUUCUAUGUCGAGAAAAGUUCCUUCAUGCCGGACGAGACUCACAGGAAGCUUGAAAGGGAACUUCAGGAACUGGGGAAUCGAUACUUGCAGAGAAAGCAAAAUUGCCUGUACACAGCAUUCACAUAUCUCCUCGGGGAAACGGACCUAGAGACUAGCACAGCCUUUUUCAAGAACGUCCGAGAUCUGGACGAUGACAUCGAUGGACUGGCUGAUGAGAGCUCUAGCGAAGAGGAUGAGAAUGACGCGCCCACCGGCGGCUCGGCAUCCAUGUCACAGGAGCUGAGCGGAAGCACAGAACUAGACCCUUCGGCGACCCUGGCUCCAGCCCAACGCCCGGCCGCUCCACCGCCACCCAGGUUUUGCGGCGCCAGGUUUUCCAAUAACGGCAGGCUUGUGUGUUUCUUUCCGACAAAGGAGGAAAAGGCAAGGGUGUUGUUCGCUAUCCCUCACCCUGACGCGUAUCGGGAGCGACCAAAGGGAGAGCCCGCUUUUGCCGGGUUUGGGCGUCUUGCCCACGACUCACCGCCGCCCAAGCAUCGGUUCCACGACGAAGCAUCUGCAACAGAGGACCAGUCCGGGGAAUCGGACGAGACAGACUCGGCAACAUCCACCGACUCGGAGGCGGCCACAGUGCACAAGAUCAAUUUCUGGUACCAGCCGGGCCGUCAUUUUCGGAAAACGUGGAGUGCCAACGAGUCUCUCCGCUCCAGCGGAGGCGGAACGGGUCCCGGAACCGGGACCGGCACGGGGACGAGCCGCAAGAGAACCGGCAAGCCUAAGAAUAUCAUCUCAAUGUACGACAUGCAAAACGAGCUACCGUCGAAAAGGCAGCUUGCCCAGGAGUAUGCCAUCUUCGGCGACGGAGCAGAUGUCUGCAGUCAUAACGCAGCGGUUGCCGAAAAGUAUGGACACCCAGACCUGGCCCAUGUUUGGAGGUAUGCAGCCCUGCUCCUUCGGAGAGACAUCCCGUUGGAGAUACAUGAUCUCCAACAUAGCGGACAGCCCGUGCUCGUCAUUGCCAGGGAUGCCGUCGCUCGUACCAGAGACGCGGAGGCGAAAGGCCCAACGCAUGAAGCCAGCCUAGCUGGGAGGGUCAGAUGGGGCCAUCACCCAUUGGCUCGUGACCUCAUCAACGAUCUCUUUGACUAUUACGAGAAGAUUGCUGAUAUCCAGAUGUUGGCCAUGCUGGCAUGCAUAUUUGGCGAUUAUUCAAUGGAAGAAGAAGCAGCCAUCGCAGCAUCACACCUCCCCCAGCCCAAAACGCCACUCCCUAUGAAAGCCCCCUCAUUCUCCCUUGAGUAUUUCCCCACGGACCCAGCGCUCUGGUAUCUGAACAACUACAAGAGCCAGGCUAGUUCAGCGAUUACAACGCCAAGGACAGCGACCACACCUGCGAUGUACUCUGACUCGCAGGGCUCGGAUGAAGUUCUCGGCAUGGCGGAGUCCAGGUCGCACUCGUACUCCUGUGGAGAGACACCACCAAACCUCGCACGGGAACAUCUACGGGAGGUCGGCCAGACCCAGAGCCUGUCUACCUCUCCAAACACGCGACUAUUCUAUCGUUCCAACUCGACUGUUGCUGCUGCGAUCGCUGCCAGUCUCCCCCGAGCCCUUGCUGGGAUGGUCCAGGUCUCUGCGUCUCCCCCAGAGCGGGCCCGGAAGCGGUUGAGCCCCGCCGAGACCAGCUCUAGCAAUCUUACACCGAGUGCCGUUACCUGGGCCACCUCAACUGUGUUUGGUGGUGCUGCUCCUGAGACUCCUGGAACGUCGCGAACGUCGCUAUCGGACGACGAGUAUCUGAAAGACGACUUGUUCUCCAUGGUGCCCGUGGCUGUGUCCUGCGUCCCAGAGAACCAAGGUCUCUUUGACGACGACGGGUGGAUGUCAACCUCUCUGAUUGAUCGCCAACGCGGACAGAUCUACUCCAACUACCGCUACGCAUACGCUGAGAUGCUCCACAUGUGGGAUCAGCCGCUAUCCCGCCUUGAAAUCAUGAAAUUUGACGUCCUCAAAGAAGACAAACUGCUGUCCUCGUCUCUUGACGGCAGAAGCACAUCACAUAGCAGCCAUGCCAACACGGAAAACACCAAUGUCAAACUCGACGAGCCCAACAGCCCCAAUAAUACACCUUCCUUCUACCCCACAGGCGGCGCCACCUCCCCAACCUCCCCCUUUGCAGACCGCCGGGCUCUCUUCCAAGAUCUCCUCGCAUCCGGUCGGGGCGUCGACAUAACCGGCUUCUGUCGCGUGCACGACGGCGUGCCGCUCGAGCCGGCCGAGUACCUCCGCCCCGCGCAAAGGGGCCAUCGCGUCAAUGGCGCCGUGGGCGUCUGCCACCGCUGCAGCAGCGCCAACAGCAGCACCGCUUCCACCAUCCGGGGCGGCGCCGCCGCUGGGGAGCGCGAUCUGUACACUGCACCCGACCUCGUGCCCCAGACGGAGAUGGCGUGCGUCUACUGCUGGGAGCCCGUCGUCGGCCUGUACACGCCCUGCCUGGCAUGUGGCUGCGUGUCGCACGAGUCCUGCCUGGCUGAGUGGCAUGCCCUGGGCGGCGCCGAGUGUCCCGUCGGACACGACUGCAAUUGUGCCGAGGAGGCGACCACCGCGCACGCCGACAGCUGGCCCGGCCUUUGGGCUGCGCUUGUCGGUGGUUGGUACGGGCAGGACAAUUCUGCGGCGGAGGACAGGGACAAAGACAGGGAACGGGUUGGCUCUGCCGGGGGAGGGGAGGGCAAGCGGCUGUUGUCCAGCCCUGUCAAGGCCACGCCGCAGCGGUCGAGGAGGAAAUCGGCGCCUGCGGACUCGGCUGCGUUCUCGCUUGGUAGGAACUACAACUCAAGUGGUAGCAGCCGUGACCGUGGCGGUUCCGGUGCCACGACGCAUGACUCCAACGGGACAAAUCACGGAAGCGUGGGACUAAGACGCGCCGCUACCCCCACGGCUAAUACCAUCAGUAGCAGGUUGGGCGGCGGUAAGGGCGGUACAAGGAGGAGAGCGAGAGGAGGGAUCAUGGGUCAUCGUGCAGACGAAGAUGACGAUAAUGAUAAUGAUGACGAUAACGGAGACGGUGAUGCCGGAGGCAGAGAGAGUGGCCAGGCCCGGCACCAGCACCACCACCCCAACCCCCUGGGGAUCCCAUCCGUGACCGUCACGGGCGUGCCACCGGGCGGGCUACUCUCGGGCGUGAAACCCCCGCCGAGGGGCCAGGAACCCAUCUCGGCGGCGCAGUUGAGCCUGGGAAAGAGGCUGAAGGAGUCGUCGGCGGGUCGGCCAGGCGUGGCGAGGAGGAAUUCAGGGGGGUUGGCUAUGUGGAAGUCUUCGACGACUGGGUCGUGA
This is a messenger RNA of Canariomyces notabilis, 5016 nucleotides long. RefSeq lists its product as uncharacterized. Gene Ontology annotation, molecular function: protein binding; signaling adaptor activity. Bases 1 to 5016 code for a protein of 1671 amino acids. The record is from RefSeq and is a predicted model, not a curated record. NCBI's taxonomy places the organism in Eukaryota, Fungi, Ascomycota, Sordariomycetes, Sordariales, Chaetomiaceae. Gene Ontology annotation, biological process: cellular response to amino acid starvation; positive regulation of TORC1 signaling. Gene Ontology annotation, cellular component: vacuolar membrane; Seh1-associated complex. The transcript is spliced from 2 exons.